AUGGUCAACAUCUCGUCACUCUCAAAGAUUUUGGUCGCCGUCUCUCCUCUCCUCCUCACAACACAAGCAGCAGUUCCUCAGUCUACCUGGGUAGGCCAACCAGGAACCAACCGCAAUCCUGAUCCCAAUGCCAACCUCACCUUCGCCAUCAAUGUCCCAUCAGGGAACUCCAAUGAACUCUUCUUCCAUCUGUCCUCGCCUGCUGCACACUCAUAUGCUGCCUUUGGUAUUGGGACCAGAAUGCAAAAUUCACUCAUGUUUAUCGCGUAUGCCUCUGGAGAUGGCAAAAAUGUUACCCUAAGCCCCCGACUAGCCACCGGAAAUUCCCAACCCAGAUACACCGACAACGUCGAGGUUCAGGUCCUGUCCGGCAGUGGUAUCAUUGAUGGCAAUUAUGUUGUCAAUGCCAAGUGCUCAAACUGUCGCACAUGGAGCGGUGGCAGUGUAGAUGUCACAAACAGCAAUGUCAAUAUGAUCUGGGCUAUUGGUCCAGAAGGCGAAAUCGACAGCGAUAAUGUUGAAGCCAACAUUCAACAACAUCGCACCUACAGUUCAUUCACCCUGGAUUUCGCCGCCGCCACUGGAGAAGCUGGCGUCCCUAUCCCUCAAGCAUCCUCUGAUAACACCGAGGUCAUUGGUGGUCCAAACAGUGGCCAGGGCUUUGGUGGUCGUGGCGGCACCACUGCCUUCCACGCCUUCAUCUUGGUGGCUGCUUUCUUGGUGGUAUUCCCAACAGGUUUCCUCUUUUUACGCGUUUUUGAAAAAGUAGUUCUCCAUUGGGCUGUCCAGUCACUCGCGUUGGUCAUGUCUGCCGUUGGCGUCGGUUUGGGGGUGUCCAUCAGCAAGAAUCGCGGCAUUAGUCCGGAUUUAAAUCAUUACCAUCAAAUCUUGGGCUUCGUCGUCUUAGGAUUGCUUCUCAUGACAUGGGGCAUUGGUCUUUCAGCGCACAUGGUCUUCCGCCGAACUGGCAAACCAGCCAAAUUUAUGAUCGGCCAUCGCAUCCUAGGUCCGGCGACCAUGGGUCUAGGGCUCGGCAACUGCUUUGUCGGAUUCCGCUUCGCUUCCAACACUCGAGCUGCCAUUAUCCUCUUGGUCGCUGCAAUCAUCAUGAUUGUUGGCAUUGGCGUUGUCCUGUUCUUUGUCCGCCGUCGCAAGAUGCGCAAGGCCGCUAUGAACACCCCCGCUGCCUUUAAUUUCCGCGAGGGUCAGAUGAAUACUGCACCUCCACCUGCGCCGUAUGGACCUAAUAGUCCUGCCAUGCCACAUUACGGACAAGGAGGAAUUCCUUUGCAGAGCUAUCAGAACAAUCAACCACCGCCGACAUAUCGUUGA
Molecule: messenger RNA, 1332 nt
Organism: Exophiala mesophila
Lineage: Eukaryota; Fungi; Ascomycota; Eurotiomycetes; Chaetothyriales; Herpotrichiellaceae
Exons: 3
Coding region: 1-1332 (443 amino acids)
Source: RefSeq, a predicted model, not a curated record